Lingula anatina is the source of this 2255-nucleotide messenger RNA. RefSeq lists its product as uncharacterized. Lineage: Eukaryota; Metazoa; Brachiopoda; Lingulata; Lingulida; Lingulidae. The record is from RefSeq and is a predicted model, not a curated record.
CAUUUUAGAACCUGAAGGUUACAGUGCAGGUAGAUCUUAUACCCAUCUGAAACUAUUAUAUAUCUCCAUGGAACCUCCACAAACCAAGGUCCAGCCUAUCUCUUCGACUUUCCAGAUAGAUGAACAACAACAAGAUGAAUCCACCAAGCGCCUGGUCGUCGCACUCAAGAGGUUGUUCUUUCUGGCAAUGUUCCAAGUGUUAGCUGGGUGUAUACACAUUGUGGUUGCAAGUGUAGAGUAUGUGUUCCUUUCGCUCUCCGACAUAAGAGGUCUUAGAAUCUUUCCGUUUAGUUCUUGGGCUCCUUUUUGGACUGGAGGCAUGACUAUCUCUGCUGGAUUUAUUGGAAUGUAUGCUUCCCGUCAAACGCCCCUUAUCACCAACAUUUGUAUGAAACGCUGGGUUUUUAACCAUCAGAUUCAGAGUAAUAUCAGCAUGGGCAUGUCUUUGAUGUGCCUGGGAUAUGCAAUUUCAGGGAUAUUUAGGUGUGGGAAUGAGAUCGGCUGCACUACAGCAGCUCAAGCAGCCAUUAUAGCGGCCUCUGUGGCUGCCGGUUUGCAGGCUGUUGUGAAUGUUACCAAUUUCAUUGUGUUUUACUGUUAUCGGUUAACUUAUGGGAUAAGUAACAACUGUUGUCGUCCAUAUUGAAAAAAAAAAUCAGUUGUGGUUAGUCAUGCAUUAUCUUUGAAAUCCUUUAUUUACAUGUAUGGAGCAAUAUGCUUGCAGAGACUUGAAUUUAUACAUGUAUUACAAAAACAAAACAAAUUUUAUCCAGAAUCUUUUGCUUAUUAGUUUAAAUUGGCAGAAUAAUGUAAAUGUAUAACAUUUAUUCGGAUUUUUACAUUUACAUAUUUUCGAAUGGUUCAAAAAUGCUUUUGUGUCAAGAUUUUGACUACUAAUAUAGUCAAAAUUGUUUCUUUUACAAUAAUUUGUUUUAUCACUUAUGUAUCAAACCAACUACAGAAAAACAAAUGAAAAAAGUUGUAGGACCUGCAUAUAUAUUAUUAUAUUAUAUGUAGAAAGCUGAACAGGGGCGAUUUUCGUAUACACACAUAAAAAAAUAAUGUUUUAUACUCUGUGUGCAUUGGUCAAGGGUAAAUGUAAUUAUAAGAGAGGGAUUAUAAUUAUCCUUAAUUUUAGGAUUUUCGUGCCAAAUCAAAUUUUUCUAAAAAAAGUCUUAAGUAUUGUUGUAAUUAUUGAACAUCAAUGUGUUUACAUAUAUGCAAUGUAUGAAUAUUAAUUUUAAUUUUUAACAUUUAUUGAUUAAAGCCAAUUCUCUGGUAAGAUGUUUAUUUGCAAAACGGAAAGUUCAUCUCAUUGAAAACGAAAGCUAAAAACAACCGAAAUAAUGAAAAGGUGCUUCGUUGCAAACAUUUUUUUAUUUUUUACUAACAAAUUGGAAGACAUUUUUUACUACUUAAUUUAAAAUCAUGGUUUUAUUGUUAACAAAACAAAGCCACAAAAAGAGCAGUCGGGCAGAAAAACUGACAGUUCCUGUCCCUACUCCUGUGAGAAUCUGAUUAGAUGAUUAGUGAAUGUUAUUUCUCAUACAAUUAUUAUUCUUACAAAAAUGUAUCUGUAUAUAUAUUAUUAACAUUUGUCAAGUAAUGAAGCAAAGGGUUCAUUGUAUUAACUUAUUACCAUAUAAUUUUGUCAUUUGAGUUCAACUCAUAUUUUUUAAUUUAAAAAAAGAUACACUUUACCUGUACAUGGAAAAUUCAAAAUCAUUAUUAAAAUCAGGAACUUUGUGCUUAAUACAAAAAGGAGCAUUUGUUCAAUUAUUUGCGCUCGUGAUAAGAUACAUUUUUUAAAAGUGAUCUUUUACAUCAAUACUAUAUACUUCACUAGACUGUCUUGAUUUUGUCUUAUUAUAUGUAAAUACAGAAUAAGUGGGUGUCAUCGACAUUGUUCACCACUUUAUAGAAUGAUAACACAACCAUAUUUUAAAUGCAUUUCUACUUAUUGUAUCUAUUAUCUAUACUUCAUAUGUAAGUAAUAUGUGUAUAAGCAGGAAUACAGUAUUUUUAAAAAAAGGAAUUAUAGUAUAUAAAUAUUUACAUUUGUGAUAAGAUAUAUUUAAUAAAAAGGAUAUAUUACUUUUGUACAAAUUUUACUGCACUAGAAGGUCUGAAUCUGGGAUAUAAUGGGCUGUAGAAUCUUUUAUCAAUGUGCAUCAGCCUGCUGUAUAUAUAAAAAAAGAGAUUAUCUGGAAACUUCAGCAAUUUCCAUAUAAAGAAUAAAAUAAUCCCUUAAUUCA